CCACCGCACAAGCCUGCUGCCUGUGAGUGCUUCGUUGCGCUGCACAGUUUCUUUACAUUGAUCAUUUUUUGUCGCUGGACUAUGUAGACUAAGACGGACACAACCAGGAGUGAGACGAGGUCAAAGUGCAACAGAACUGCAGAAACUACGCAGCUGCAGGAGGGACGAAGCCUUUUUAAAAAAAAAACCUGUAGAUGAAGCCAGGAUUUAGGGCUUGCAUUCUGAGUUGGAUUUAAUGAAACACAACAUGGAUUUUUGUAAAUGUUGCGUCAUAGAUAUUUUCUUUGUUUUGACAGUGUAGCUGGAAGAAGUUGGUUCACAACAGAACGACUAACCUGAACCUAAGUGGAACAUUGGCUCGGACAAGGAGGAUCAUCUCUUUUGGAGGCUGGUGGUGUCCAUCGCUCUCCGCAGUGAAAUGGAGACGGAGCCAUGUUGUGAAGAUCACGAAGACCCCGCAGUGGAGCCUACAGAGCCUGUGGUAGGAGAGGCCGUUUCCAAGCUUGCUGACGGGGACAGUCGCACCGAGCAGCCCUGUGGGCCAGCAGAGGAAGGCGAGGAGCUGAUGAGUGGGAAAGAGCAGGCUCAAACAGAGAGCCGUGCAGGGCAGAGUAAAAGCACCGAGAUAAAACCCCCAUCUGAUCCUGAGAAAAGUGGAGGGACACAAUACAAGGAACGGAGGAAGCUGAAAAAAACAAACAGCUGGAAGAUGGUGCGGUUUCAAGACCCGUCAACAGAGAAUGAUGUGUCGGAGAGAGACAGCUCAGCCGAGGGUCUCUUUCCAGAAUAUGUGAUGGUGGAAUGGACUUCUUCCACCUUUGAGGAGCUGUUCAAUGCAGACAAUUGGGAGGACAUCACAGAGGACCGGCUGUUGAGGAAGAAGGUGGUGGAGUCCAGGGCCUCGCACGACCCGGGGCCCACCUGGGGCCAGGAGGUCACUGUGAAGAUGCAAUGUGUCCUGGAGGACCGUACUGUGGUGGAGAAGGACUGCAAGCUUGUCUUUGUAAUCGGAGAGGGAGAUGUAAACCAGGCCCUGGAGGAGUGUGUCAUGUCCAUGCAGAAGGGCGAGAUCGCAUUACUGCUGGCAGAUUCACUGUAUGCCUAUGGACUUCUGGGAAGGGAGCCUGAUAUUCCAGCCUGGGCUCCUUUACUCUACCAGCUCCAGCUGCUGGACGUCGGAGAGAAACCGGACCCGUUGACCCUGCCCAUCGCUGACCGCAUCCGCAUCGGCAACCAGAAACGAGAGCGAGGAAACUUUCAUUUCCAGAGGGAGGAGUACAGCAUGGCUGCCAGAGCCUAUUGUAUGGCUCUGGAUGUGCUAACCACACGCAGCAUAGACGGUGGCGACGGCAGCGUGAAGACGGAGGCGGAAGAGGUGUGGGACUACCGGGUGAAGUGUUUGAACAACCUGGCCACCGCUCAGUUUAAACUGGAGCAGUACGGCGAGGCGCUGCAUACCAGCCGGGACGUUCUGCUCCUCGAGCCAAACAACGUCAAGUCCCUUUUCAGAACGGGAAAGCUCCUGUCAGAUAUGGGUGAAUACAAAGAGGCGAUGGAGCUGCUAAAAAGGGCCUUGAAACUGGAGCCAGCCACCAAGGCAAUCCACGUUGAGUUAUCUAAACUCGUCAAAAGGCAAUCGGGAGGCAAAGAUACUCAGGAAUGGAAAGCAAAACCAGCGGAGGUGCUUGGAGAGAAUAUCGCACCUUUUCUGAUUCCUUCAAAGAAGAAACAAUCUGGAAUUUCCUGGAAGCUUAUACUCGGAGCUCUGGUUGUGGCCUUUGGCAGCUUAGUGAUGUCACUGAUCCUGACCGCAAGAAACUGAAAUCCUCUGCAGGAAGCACUUUGAAAAUCCUCAUCAUCAUCACCAUCAUGUGCAGAGUUUGGUCUCCAGUCCUCUUUAGCUCAUUUGAAAAGAGUUUUCUACUGUGAAGACAUGAGAAGGUAUGCAACGCAGCAGCACCGCAGCCUGAAGUUCUAUUUUAUGGUAGAAAAAAGUUUCACUGAAGUGUGUGUGUGCAGUAUUUAUAAAAAUGAGGAUAGUUCAGCAUCGAGUGAAAACCAGAAGAGAUUUCUGCUGAUCGAUAAGACAGAAGUUUUCUAACAGUCUUCUUUCCAGUUACGUCUGUUUUAUUUGGAAAAGGGAUUACAUUUCUGUUUGUAAUAAAAUAAAAAAAAAGGGUCCUGGAAAAAGAUUUUAGUAUCACAGAUACUCAAAAAAAAGAGGCCCUGGAACUUUUGUAAAGACUAUAAUCAAACUGCAAAAAGUAAAUUUAGUAAACGAUUAACACUUCCAACAUCACAAUUCUGAGAUUUAUUUGAUCAGUGCUCCAAUAAUUGAAGGCGUUGAAACUGUAAUAUUGCUUACACUGAUGCUUGAUUAAAAUGUUUAAAAAAAAUGCCCUUAGUCUUUUUCUUUUGAUUUCUCAAAAAAACAAAUUUGGUCUCAAAGG
This is a messenger RNA of Sebastes umbrosus (honeycomb rockfish), 2450 nucleotides long. It is a transcript of the gene fkbp16, whose product is annotated as FKBP prolyl isomerase 16. The record is from RefSeq and is a predicted model, not a curated record. The transcript has 8 exons. Gene Ontology annotation, molecular function: protein binding; peptidyl-prolyl cis-trans isomerase activity. Bases 419 to 1822 code for a protein of 467 amino acids. NCBI's taxonomy places the organism in Eukaryota, Metazoa, Chordata, Actinopteri, Perciformes, Sebastidae.